CUUACCGUGAACCCAGCAAAUAAGGGUCCCGGGGACUUGUUCAAUUACAGGGUACGGUGCAAUGUCCGAAGCGGGGCCAAGCUCCUUAAGAGCUUCGGGGAGGGCCUGCUGACCACCGUGGCGUCUGACCACAGGUGGGUCAUUGUGGUGUCGAUCAUAAUGAGGAAGGUUCUUGGUGUCUUCAGGAAGCCCACGGAAUGGACCAGCUUUUUGGUGGAGUUCUUCCUUGACCUCCUUCCCAGCAAUGGCAGCCUCUUCCGGUUUCUCCUCAAUUUCGCCUCAGGAAAAGUGGUAAUCCCGCAGAGGGGUUCAGAGACUUUCAUCAGCAUGAUUGGGCACUUAGAUGGGCGGAAAGAUCUUUUUGAGUGCAAGAACCCAAUGGAAGAUUGCACUGAUUUAGUAUCUCUGGGGAAGAUUGCGAAAGGAGAAUUGGGUAAUCGGGUUCUCAUGGACCUCAUUAUCAUGGCCUCAGCGCUCGCUUACGAGAACUCAAAAGUCAUUCAGAAUGUUGUAACUCUUCACUGGAAGAGGCAUUUGGUUCAUUUUUAUGACUGCUGAAAUGAUUACCAAAAGGAAAGGGCAACUCAAGUGUUCAUAAUGUGCGAUAAGCCCGAAGAUGCAAACUUGAUAUUGAUCAGCUUCAGGGGAACUGAACCGUUCGAGGACUGUGAUUGGAGUACCGACUUUGACUACUCGUGAUUUGAGAUCCCAAAAAUGGGAAAGGUCCACAUGGGAUUCCUCGAAGCCUAGUUUGUUGUCACAGGGCAUAGCCUUGGUGGGGCUCUAGCAAUAUUAUUCCCGAUAGCUCUGGAAUUUCCCAAGGAGGUGGAGGUAAUGCAGAGGUUGUUGGUUGUCUAUACAUUCGGGCAACCUCGGGUCGGGGACAGGCAGCUUUGGAGGUUCAUGGAGCCUCGUCUAGAUUUUCCCAAACCGAGAUACUUUAGGGUCAUGUAUUGUAAUGACCUUGUCCCGAGAUUGCCAUAUGAUGACAAGACAUUCUUGUACAAGCAUUUUGGCAUGUGCCUCUACUUCCGAAUCUUUGAACCAAAAUCGGAGAAGGAACCCAACAAGAACUUAAGCCUGAGUCAUGCGGUUGCCAUACAUCUGAACGCAGUCUGGGAGUUGGUUCGAGGCUUAGCUAUGGGUUAUCUGUACGGGCCAGAGUACAAAGAAGGGUGAUUCUUGAUAUUGUUCAGAGUAUUUGGAGUCUUUCUUCUAGGAAUUUCUGCACAUUGCCCCACGAAUUACAUUGACUCCAUCAGGCUCGGGAAGGAGUCCAGAAGAUAG
Messenger RNA from Punica granatum (pomegranate), 1287 nucleotides. NCBI's taxonomy places the organism in Eukaryota, Viridiplantae, Streptophyta, Magnoliopsida, Myrtales, Lythraceae. The record is from RefSeq and is a predicted model, not a curated record.